UCUUAAAUUCCGACAGCCCUUGAAUGCAGCAGCACCAUCAGCUCGGUACCCGCCCUGCUCGGUUUCUCUCAGUCUGCACGCGCCGCACCGACGCUCCGGCGGUCAACUCCGACGGGACUCUAUUUCCAUUUUCUAUUUUCACAAAAGUGGUUCCUUCCUGAGGCGGAUUGUUCGGGUUCGGGUCCUGAUGGCGGCUAACCGGGUGGGGCGGCGGGUGAACAAGGUGUGUGGUAAUCAGUCACCGGGUCAGAGUCUGCAGCGGCGGCAGGCCCGGGUCACCGUCAAAUACAACCGCAAAGAGCUGCAGCGCAGGCUGGACGUGGAGAAGUGGAUCGACUGCGGACUGGACGAGCUGUACAGGGGCCGGGAGGAGGACAUGCCGGAGGAGGUGAACAUCGAUGAGCUGCUGGACCUGAAGACAGACGAGGAGAGGACACGGAGACUGCAGGACAUCUUUCACUCCUGUAACAACAACACACAGGUCUUCAUCAGCGACUUGGUGUUAAAACUUCACGGUUUACAGAAGCAGGAGGAUCUGCACAACGACGGCAUCGACCUCCCGCAGCUCCACAUGUACCCGAGCCGCUCCGGGUCCGCCGACAGGGAGGUGCUGCACUGAGACAGCGAGUUCAAAACCUGCCGCAACCCCCUCACACACGCCCUGCUGCAACCUGGAGACGGAGGACAGGAAAACAAACAAACCUAAUGUCUGUCCUGAGUUUGUCCAGUCAAACGACAUUGAAAGCAUCAGGCUCGGUGGCUGUUUGAGUCUCUUAUCAGUUAGAUAAAGUCUGAUCCAACACAAACACAAAUGAGGUUUACUUUCCUGACGUUAGGGAAAAAUGUUUGUCCACUUCCUGGUUCGUCCAGGCUUCAUAGAUGUUCCAACUAAAUGUGAGGUUUUAUUUUUGGCCACCAACUCACCACUGACAAAACAAAAGUAUUUCCGUCCCGUCUGUGUCGGUCUCCCUCAGGUGGCGUCGCUCUCCUCCUGGUUUCUGUGUCAAACCAAAGCGUUUGCAGUGUAAACACAACUGCCGUGAGGUCAGUGAACACAGCAGCCCUUCACACCACCCACAGCACUGCUGCAGUGUGUUCAGAUAACAUUUCACUCACAAGCGUUAUUUAUUGGAGCGCAAGCCCUGUGUUUCCAGAUGUGUUUCAGUCGCAGCGUCUCAUGACAGCUUCAACAGUUUAGUCUCUUCUUCUUCUGCGUUUUCUUCAGACAUCUGCCGUCUCUCCCGGAGAGUCUUGUUUUGUUUGUACACGAUUUUCAAUAAACCUUUGCAGUUGAAACAA
Molecule: messenger RNA, 1299 nt
Organism: Scatophagus argus
Lineage: Eukaryota; Metazoa; Chordata; Actinopteri; Scatophagidae
Product: protein phosphatase 1 regulatory subunit 14A-like
Exons: 5
Coding region: 188-619 (143 amino acids)
Biological process (GO): regulation of phosphorylation
Cellular component (GO): cytoplasm
Molecular function (GO): protein serine/threonine phosphatase inhibitor activity
Source: RefSeq, a predicted model, not a curated record